AAAGCUAAACCUUAUCUAUCACCUACCAAAAUUCUCUACCUAACUAUGAAAGAUUAUAUCUAAGUAUCCGAUCCCACCAAUCUAAUCUCCAAAAAAAGACGCCCCAAAAAGGAACAAGAAGGUUUCUUUUUUAAAAAUGAGAGCUAUUCAAACUCAAGUGAUAACCUUCUGCAUGUUAGUCAUCAUCGUAACAUCAUCAACAAGAGCCCAAAAGAGUCAUCAUGUGCCAAACAACCAUGAACUUUCUGUCGCCAUCGAAGAAAUGGAGAAAGCAAAUUACUUCUCUUUUGUGAUGCUUAUCAACAUGUUACCAUCCGUAAAUCCUCGAUUCUUAGCCAAUGUCACAUUCUUGAUGCCAAAGGACAAAACCCUUUCUAGAUCAAACAUUAUUAAUCAACAGGAUUCGGUUUCUGAGUUCUUGCUUCGCCACUCAAUCCCUUCCUCUCUUCUUUUCGAGCAUCUCAAUCUCAUCCCCAAUGGCUCCAUUGUUCCUUCCUCUUUACCACAUUACACCCUCGAGAUCUCCAAUGGUGGAAGAUCAAACUACUUUCUCAAUAAUGUCAAGAUUAUAAGCCGCAACAUUUGUAGCUUAGGCUCUAUCAAAUGUCAUGGAAUUGACGGUAUCCUACAAUCUCCAAGUACUAUCGACGAUGAUUCUCCUCAUAAUAAUCACACUUUACCCUUCAUUUCUUGCCCUAGCAGUCACAACAAUAGUGACCAAAGUAGUCAUAACAAUAGUUCUCUUCCUACUCAUACUCUUACCGCUCCUCCACCAGCCAGCAGUCCCCUGCCAAAAUCAGAUUCUCCAAGCAUCCAUGAGGUGGAAAUGUUAAAUUCGAUCGUUAUUCCUUUGCUUGGAUUAUUAGCGGGUUUGAUCUGCAUGUGAAGUAUACUACUGCAUGCAAAUACCACCACUUAAUUAGUUGUGUGUAAUAGUACUCUCUUGUUAUAGUUUAUAUCUACACAUGUAAAAGAAAAAAACGAUGAACGUUAUAAAUGUAACAAUCAAUUCAAUUUGAGUUUUAAUUUUAAAAUUUCCUUUAUAAUA
Molecule: messenger RNA, 1048 nt
Organism: Arabidopsis lyrata subsp. lyrata
Lineage: Eukaryota; Viridiplantae; Streptophyta; Magnoliopsida; Brassicales; Brassicaceae
Exons: 1
Coding region: 137-886 (249 amino acids)
Source: RefSeq, a predicted model, not a curated record